This is a messenger RNA of Glycine soja, 387 nucleotides long. RefSeq lists its product as uncharacterized. Lineage: Eukaryota; Viridiplantae; Streptophyta; Magnoliopsida; Fabales; Fabaceae. The record is from RefSeq and is a predicted model, not a curated record. The transcript has a single exon. Bases 1 to 387 code for a protein of 128 amino acids.
AUGGAGAGGAAGGAGCCUAUUGAUUUUUCUUCUCAUUUUUACUUUGAAGCCUCUGGUGACUCUGAAGAAGCUGAUUUUGAUCCCACCUUUGCUUGUGAAAUGGCCAAAGCAGAUGGUGGCGAUGUUGAUGAUGCUCUAUCUUGCAACUACGAUGGAUCUGGUGCUUGUAAUGUUGCUGAAUUCGAUGGGUGUGAUGAGUCUUGUGAUGAACAUGAUGGUGGGGUUGAGAAGAAGGAGGAUGAUGGUGUUUUUGGAAUGUCAUAUUGUGAAGAUGAUGAGAUGCAAGAAGAACAGAUGAAAUCCUAUGUGUCCUUUGAAUCAGGCCAGGAGUCUUUGGAUGAAAUGGAAAAGAACAGGCUCUUCUGGGAAGCUUGCUUGGCAUCUUGA